Messenger RNA from Stegodyphus dumicola, 912 nucleotides. RefSeq lists its product as uncharacterized. Lineage: Eukaryota; Metazoa; Arthropoda; Arachnida; Araneae; Eresidae. The record is from RefSeq and is a predicted model, not a curated record.
AUGAGAGGUACAACACCUUGUAUUAGAAAUCGAGGCAAGACUGUGACCCAGAUAAUGGGUGAUUUACCCUCGCCCAGAGUUCAACCAUCAAGACCUUUUGCAGUCACCGGUGUUGAUUAUGCUGGUCCAUAUUCUAUUAAGUCCCAAGUUGGGAGAAGAACAAAAUCUUUCAAGUGUUACGUAUCCAUUUUUGUGUGUUUCUCAACAAAAGCUGUACACUUGGAGUUAGUCAGUGCUAGUAAGGAACUGAAGGAGAUUUAUAAAAAUGCAGCUCGCAUUGAGAAAAGCAGUGAAUUAUGUGACUACAUUACCUCAGAAGGUAUAACUUGGUUAUUUAAUCCUCCGACAUCUCCUCACUACGGUGGCUUGUGGGAAUCUAAUGUGAAAUCCAUGAAAUUUCAUCUUAAACGAGUAUUAGGAUCCACACUUCUAACUUACGAGGAAUUUUUAACAGUGCUUACACAAGUGGAAGCGUGUAUGAAUUCCCGUCCUCUUUGUGCGAUGUCUAGUGAUCCAAACGACUUUAGUGCAUUGACUCCAGGUCAUUUUCUGAUUGGAGCCCCUUUGCUUGCCAUUCCGGAAUCUGACUUGAGUGAUGUGAAAUCUUCACGACUUAAACGUUGGUCUCUAGUUCAACAGACUGUGCAACAUUUUUGGAAACGAUGGUGUGCAGAAUAUUUAACAACACUUCAACAACGUGCUAAGUGGUUUCGUGCGUCUCCAAAUCUAAAAUGUGGUGAUUUAGUUCUGAUCAAAAACGAACAACUGCCUCCAAACCAAUGGAAAAUUGGAAGAAUUGCCUUAAUUCAUCCAGGUAGUGAUAAAAAAGUUCGAGUGGCUACAAUCCAUACAGCCGCUGGUGAUUUCAAACGAGCUGUUACUAAAUUGUGUCUUAUCCCCAAUCAUGACUAA